Messenger RNA from Mesorhabditis spiculigera, 819 nucleotides. The record is from the annotation of a GenBank genome assembly. Lineage: Eukaryota; Metazoa; Nematoda; Chromadorea; Rhabditida; Rhabditidae.
AUGUAUACACAUGCUAUAUUCCCAGUAAUACCUGAUGAUAUACGCGCGGCCGAGAAGAAAACUAAGAUUGAUGUGCCGACAGUACACGCUCAAAUCGAAGGUUUUCAAGAAACUUUGCGAGAAGCCGGCAUCUCGAUUAUGGAAAUUGAGACAGCAGAAGGCAAAAACAACAAUCUCCUAUAUUUGAAUGACUUGGCUAUUGUGAUUGGGCAGACGGCAUUGAUUGGACGGACAGUGAAAGUGAAAGAAACACCGGAGCAGCUAGUUCGAAUACUAAAACAGUUGGUCUGGAAAGUAGACAUUUGCCCAGCAAAAACCUACGGUGGGGAUAAGAUUAUUUUGGAUGCCCAGGACGUCCUUUUCACCGGGAAAGAAAUUUUGGUGAGCACGAGGAAAAAUGGCACGAAUCUCGAGGGAGCAGUGGUACUGAGCAGAACAUUCAGCUCACACCACAUAGUAGUUUUGCCCUUCAAUAAACUGCAGCCUAUUCGACAUUAUAUUUCCGUGGCGAUACCCGGGGAAGUUCUAACCAUUGGCAAUAGUAAGGAAGCGGAGGAAGUGAAGCAGAUUAUGCGGUCAAAAACAACCUAUACCUAUAAUGUUAUCACCACCGAUGAUAGUACCGCAGCCGCUUGCUUGAAUUUUAACAACCGAGUAGUUUUCAGACAGGAUAGGCCGGAACCGAAAUUUUCGAAACUACGCGAGGAUGGACUUGAACUUUGGGCACUCGAUGUCUCAGAAAUCAGUAAAAUCACUUCACCUUUCACUAGAUUUUGUCUCCUUGUCAAUGACGGAUCUUCAGCGAAUCAAAAACAAGCU